Molecule: messenger RNA, 3780 nt
Organism: Brugia malayi
Lineage: Eukaryota; Metazoa; Nematoda; Chromadorea; Rhabditida; Onchocercidae
Gene: Bma-elpc-1
Exons: 25
Coding region: 1-3780 (1259 amino acids)
Biological process (GO): tRNA wobble base 5-methoxycarbonylmethyl-2-thiouridinylation
Cellular component (GO): elongator holoenzyme complex; cytosol
Molecular function (GO): tRNA binding; protein binding
Source: RefSeq, a predicted model, not a curated record
AUGCGAAAUCUCAAAGUUCGGUCGGUUGUGGUGCAUGACACAUUGUUGUCAAAUGCAAAAUAUGAAGGUCAACAGAACAAAGCAUCCUCAGUGUCCCUUUCAUCUCAUGAAAUUGAAGCAGUAUGUGUUAGUAUUGAGAACAGGAUUUUCUGCGCUUGUUAUGCUGGAGUAUGUGAACUGUCAUCUGAAGUACUUAAGCUGGUCGAAUGGACAGAACAGCGCAAUGGUGCCAGAAUCAUUUCAUUUGAUCAUUUAAGUGAUGAAUAUCUACUAUGCACUGUAUUGUCAUCAGGUGUAGUAUUGAUUGUGGAUUACGAGAAUGGAACUGUUGAGCGAUGUGACAUAAUACCAACUGAACUUUGCUCUGCAAGAUGGGCUCCAGACUUUCAUGUCCUAUUGCUUGCAUCAUCAGAAAUGUUAUACUUCGUUACACGUCAGUUUGAGGUUUUGAAUGAACAACCGCUGAAUUCAUCGAGAUCUGGCCGAGAGGAAUUGAUGACAGUUGGCUGGGGUUCUAAGGAGACGCAAUUUCAAGGCAUCGGAGGACGGAAACAACCUGGGAAGGUUGACAAUGAGCAACCCACCACUGUAAGUGAAUAUGAUCAACAUAGAGUAUUACUGGCAUGGAACGGUGAUGCUAACUAUGUGGCUGUUAGUUAUGUGGAUAACUUAACUAAUUUCCGGCAAUUUUGUGUUUUCGAUCAUGAAGGUGAACUUAUUAGUCGCCUGCAGCAAGUUAGUAAUGUUGAAGAGACGCUGGCCUACAGGCCUACGGGAAACAUCAUUGCAACAAGUCGGUAUGAUAGUGAUAAACGUGAAAUAAUUUUUUAUGAACGUAAUGGACAAAGGCGAUCGAAAUUCGAAUGUGGACCACAUCAAGGGAGUUUAAUUAACUGGAUGGGUUGGAAUACUGAUGGGAAUAUUCUUUGUGUGCAGUCCAAGGAUUUAGCUGGAACUGCUGAAGAAGUUAGUUUUUGGUGUGUCAGUAAUUAUGACUGGAUGCUCAAGUAUCGUAAGGUGGUUAAUGAUGGAUUUUUAUUGGCAUGUUGGCACGAAAGUAAUCCUAAUCAGUUUUGCUAUGUUGCGCGAAAUGGUCGUGCUAAUUUUAUUGAUUUCGAAUUCACUUACAAUUUUUGUGGUGGUAUUGUUUUGUCAAUAGCAGGAUGUAAUGUACGUGUAACAGAUCUGAAAGCUGCACCAAUUCCACCACCAAUGUGCCAGUACGAACUCACUUUUCCAAAUAUUGUCUGUGAAAUUGCACAAUAUAAUGAUAGUGCAGCUUUUCUACUCGCGGACCAUUCACUUCUUGCAUAUAAGUUGCGAGAAGGAAAAUUCGAAGAAUAUGCUGAGUAUGAUACUACUGACUUAUCUCAGGAUUGCAUAUGUUACAAUCUUUGUUUGAAUAAUUCAAAUCAGCUUUCUGCAAUUAUCGCUUCUUCACAUUACAGUAUAUGCAACUUAAAUUUAAAAAAUAUGAAUUGUAAGGAAAGCAUAUGCCUGUAUUCUACAGAGAAACCACUGAUAUGGCAUAGUCACAUGACAAAUGGUUUUAUACUGCAAAGAAUUGACGGAGAAUGGUUUUCAAUAAAAGAAAACAAAGAUAAGCAUUGUUACCUAGAAACAGGAAUACUUUUCGAAACAGGAUCAGCAUUGUGCCAUUGUCAUUACUCACAAACUAAAGAUAUCAUUUUUGGUAUCAGUAAAACAAAUGAUUUGGUUGUGAAUGGUCGUUCGUUUUUCAAAUAUGUUGGAUCAUAUACAGCGGAUGAGGAUUAUUUGUUAACUGUAACAUUUGAUUCACAUUCAAGCUCAUCAAAGUUGCAAAUUGCUGAAUUGAAAGAUAUUUUAACAACUGAUAAACAAAUAAGCUAUAAAAGUAGUCGAGCUAUUGAAAGAGGUGCAAUGUUGAUUGGAUAUGAAACUGGUGGUACUCGAGUUUGGUUGCAAAUGCCUCGUGGUAAUUUGGAGACAAUACACCUAAAAGAAUUACUGCUGAACAAGUUAAAAAAAUUAUUAAACGAUUUACAUUUCAAGGAUGCAGCUGUUAUCAUGAAGAAGCAUCGCAUUGAUAUGAAUCUCUUUUACGAUCAUAAUCCAGAGUUUUUCAUGAAACAUAUUGGUCAGUUUGUCGAAGACAUUGGUUCUGCUGAAUUGUUGAACUUGUUUGUAGCAAGUUUGAAUAAUGAUAAUGUCACAUUGGGCAUUUAUUCAGAAAAUUAUAGCAAUAGCAACCACAUAAAGCUUGACAAAAAAGCAGUAAAAAGCAACGAAAACAAGGUUCAGAAAGUUUGCACCACCAUUCGAGAGCAUAUUUUGAGUCUCGAUGAUAUCCAUAUUACUGAUUUGUACACCACUGUUAUACUAACGUAUUUAAAAGAACAGCCUCCGCAGGUUUCGAAAGCUCUAUUAGCACUUCGGGAACAAUCUUUAAAAUUACCUCAUGGAAAGGAAUUAGAAAAAAAAUGGAUUGCUUAUGUAUCUUUGCUUGCUCCCACUGAAAAUCUAUUUAAUGUAGCAUUAUCAACUUAUGACUUAAAUUUAACACUUGCUGUUGCAGAAAAUUCUCAGAUGGAUCCAAAGGAAUAUUUACCACUGCUAGCGGAUUUUCAAACUCAGUCUUCUCCUGCAUAUCAGAAAUUUAAAAUUGAUAUAUAUUUGGGAAUGUUUCGACGAGCUAUUCGGAAUCUGUCGGAGUUAGAUGAUCGUUGGAAUGAAGCAGCUGAAAUUAUCAAACGGCAAAAUUUAUAUACAGAAGCUUUGAUUAAAGUGUGUGAGUUAUGCGCCAAUCACUUGAUGAAUAAACGACGUUUUGAAGAAGCUGGUCUGCUGUUUAAACGUGCAAAUAAUAUGACCAUGGCACUGCAAUGCUAUCAAAGUGCUCAAAAAUGGCGAGAGAUGAUUGAAUGUGGUCAAAUUAUGAAUAUGGCGAAUAAAGAGUUGAGCGAUUUACUUCAAAAGAUGAUUCCAAAUUUUGAAAGCAGAGGGAAAUUUAUGGAUAUAGCUGAGAUUUUAUCAUUCGUUGAUAAAAAGUCUAACAUGGUGCAAAUAGUGGAAUAUUAUUGUAAGGCGGAUGCUUGGAGUUUUGCCAUGAACCAUGCCUUCGGGAAUGAAGAACUGACAAAAAUUGUUUCUCAAGCAGCCUCAGUUCGUUACGAACAAAUUUUACAAAGUAUAGAAAAUUGGGAAAACUUAUUGGAACAAUAUUGCUGUCGUUUGGAAGUAGUACGGGAGAAUAAAGAAAAUUCUCUGAAAGCAGCUAUUAAGCGAUUUGAAGAUCAUGAUUUGCCAGCGUCAGAAGUUUUUAGUGAAACAUCUAGUGCAAUGAGUGAUAUAUCGAAAAUUUCAACAGUUUCUACGGCUUCAGCUCGUCGCCGAAAACAUAUUGAAAAGAAGAAAAAAGUGUUAAAAGAAGGCACGCAGUAUGAAGAUGCAGCACUUUUGAACGCUUUGAAAGACACUAUGUCACUUAUUGAUUCUCAGCAAGAUGAAUUGAUCUCCCUACUUCCUACCCUAGUAGCUGUCGAUGCGGUUGAAGAAGCACGUACCAUACAAACUCAUUUUCUUACCUUGUUAAAAAAUACUUCUAAAGUAAUUGGAAUAGCUUGGCCAACUCAUCUUUCUGCACAUAUGAUACCAGGACCUCUACGUGAAACUUAUCGUGAUAAAAAUGGUAUCAUCAGGAUUCCCGAAGAAAAUAAAAUGCCAGAUAGAAUACCGUUUGAAUCGGAGCUGAUGCGACCGCAGAUCAGGAAUGUUCUAUGGCAACUUGAAAUUUGUUAA